UAUAUAAGCAGCCAUGUUUAAUUGAGUGUAGUGAAAUGUGCUGAUCGAUAAGAACAACUUUUAUAAAUCUGAGGGCGAUAUCGAUAUGAUAAAGUAAAUAAUCACAACGUAACGUUCAGGUAAAUUGAAUAAGAUUAUUUAAUAUUAUCAUAUAUUUGUAAUGGACGAAUACAUUAUACUUCAUUGAACGUGAAUGAAACCAUAAAUGAAAACAUGAUGCAAACACCUAAUUUGGUAAGGAAUAAUGUGGGAUUACCUGUUUUUAUUGCUAAAUUAUGGAAGAUAGUAGAGGAUCCCGAGACCGACGAUCUAAUUUCUUGGGGAUCGGACGGUACGAGUUUUGUUAUUAAGAAUCAAACUCGAUUCUCUAAGGAAUUGCUACCUCUGUAUUUUAAACAUGGCAAUAUGACGAGUUUCGUACGACAAUUAAAUAUGUACGGUUUCAGGAAGAUGACGAAUAUCGCACAGAGUGGACUUCAUCACGAAAACGAAGAGAUAGAAUUCUAUCAUCAAUAUUUUAUUAAAGGACAGGAGUUACUCUUGUCGGAGAUAAAACGAAAGAUUCCUGUUACAAAGAGUGGCCCUAAUAAGAAGAAGACUGAAAUACUGAAGGACAUUAUAAGCGAUGUCGAAACUAUUCACGCCAAUCAGGAGACUCUCGAUUCUACCAUACACGAAAUGAAGCGAGAAAACGAGGCUCUGUGGAGAGAGGUCGCCAUACUACGCCAAAAAGAUAAGAAGCAGCAAAAAGUCGUGGAGAGGCUGGUUCAGUUUUUGGCUUCGAUUAUUCAAACUAAUCGAAAUGUCGGACUUAAACGGAAGAUACCUCUGAUGAUCGAAGGAGACGGCGAAAAGAUUUUGGUGGGCGAGAAAAUUCCGAGAUUAAGUAGGCAGUUAUCGAAAGAUAAAAGACUGAAUGCCGAUUUGUGUAAUGGUUCCUCUUUUUCGAUUUCGGCGAAUAGUCCUACUGGUCCCGUAAUUCACGAAGUGACGGAUUUGGUCAACGAUCCGAUUUUUACCGAUAACGAUGCCGAAAUUAAUCUGUCGUCCGAAGUUCAAGAAGACGUAGCUUCGCCGAUUAAAGCAACUUUAGAUGAAGAGAGUCCAAAUUCGUUUACUGAUUAUCAAGUCGAAACAGAACUGCCAAAUGUCUUGGAUGAACAUCUAUUUGAAUUAAAUGACCCUAUUGAAGUAAUUAGCAGCUCUGAUCCUCUUGAUAAUUUGAAUGCACUUGUUGAAUCGAGUAAAGAUCACUCCUUGAAAAUGAACAAAACUGAUGAAUCUCCAAAAUCCAAAAAAAGCAACAAAAUUAAAGAUCAAGAAUCAAAACAUGAUCAGAUGCAAAUUGCUAUUUCGUCUAAUAGUAAUAAUUUGUCAAAUUCACUUCAAAAUAAUUUUGCAGAUAUACUGGAAAAUAUUUCACCUGAUUUGGACUGGAUUCAUGAACUUAUGCCUAGUUCCUCUUUAUUAGAACUUAGUGCAGACGAAAAUUUAACUCAUCUCACAGAAUUUUUACAAGAAGAAAAUGAUGAUGACAUAAUUAAAGGAAAUGAAAUAAUGAAGUAUUCUCCAGUCAAUAUUGAUUCUUCAACUCCAUUUCAUGAAGAUUUGUUUAAUGAUGUUAAUAUUGAAAAUGAAUUGGAUAUUGAUUAAGAAAUACAUAUGUGUGUAUGUAUGUAUCACUCAAACAUACAAAGGAGCUGUGAUGUAUUUAUUAAACAAUAGUAUUUUUGGAUUCUUAAAAUAAACAAGCUUGUUAUUUCUACAUAUAUUAAGAAUUUUCCUUGUCAACAUUUAACGUUUCCUCUAACUUCAAUUGAUAUUUUAAAAUUCUUACUAUUGUUAAUGUAUGUUUUUUUUCCAUUUGUGAUUUUUUACAAUUUUAAAGAAAUGAAAUUUCUUAUAAAAUUGUAAUUAUCAAAAUA
Messenger RNA from Centruroides sculpturatus (bark scorpion), 1925 nucleotides. RefSeq names its product heat shock factor protein-like. The transcript has a single exon. Gene Ontology annotation, molecular function: sequence-specific DNA binding; DNA-binding transcription factor activity. Gene Ontology annotation, biological process: regulation of DNA-templated transcription. The record is from RefSeq and is a predicted model, not a curated record. NCBI's taxonomy places the organism in Eukaryota, Metazoa, Arthropoda, Arachnida, Scorpiones, Buthidae. The coding region runs from base 214 to 1653 and encodes 479 amino acids.